This is a messenger RNA of Penicillium cinerascens, 930 nucleotides long. RefSeq names its product SDR family NAD(P)-dependent oxidoreductase. Gene Ontology annotation, molecular function: oxidoreductase activity, acting on the CH-OH group of donors, NAD or NADP as acceptor. The coding region runs from base 14 to 898 and encodes 294 amino acids. The transcript is spliced from 4 exons. The record is from RefSeq and is a predicted model, not a curated record. Lineage: Eukaryota; Fungi; Ascomycota; Eurotiomycetes; Eurotiales; Aspergillaceae.
UACAAACACAACUAUGGCUCCCUCCGACCGUCUCAACCAAGUCAACAAGCACCUCAACUACCCGGCCGGCAUGCUCGCCGGCCAGGUAGCUAUCAUCACCGGCGCAGGACAGGGCAUCGGCGCCGAAGCGGCGCGGCUGUUCGCGAACGAAGGCGCGAAAGUGGUAGUUGCAGACAUCGACGCGAAAAAGGCCAAUACGGUCGCUGACGCCAUCAACGCUGCCGGGCCCGGCCGCGCUCUGGCCGUUGUGGGCGAUGUUCUGGAUUCUAAAUAUAUCGAGGAGCUUGUUAAGAAAGCCGCCGAGUUUGGUGGUGGCAAGAUUCACAUUAUUGUUAACAAUGCCGGCUUUACUUGGGAUGGUGUUAUUCACAAGAUGACCGACAAGCAAUGGGAUACUAUGCUGGCUGUGCAUAACACCGCGCCCUUCCGGCUGGUGCGCGCUGCGGCCCCGUAUUUCCGCGUGAAGGACCAGGAGCCGCGUGUGGUGAUCAACAUCAGCAGCACGAGCGGCAUCCACGGCAAUGCAGGCCAAGCCAACUACGCCGUCGCCAAAGCCGGAGUCGUGGGCCUGACCAAGACAAUCGCUAAAGAAUGGGGCCCAUCCUUCGGCGUGCGCUCCAACACCAUUGCCUUUGGCUACGUGACCACCCGUCUGACCGCCGCUAAGGAGGCCGGUGCCUUCAUCACCACCCCCGACGGCACCAAGGUUGCCCUGGGUAUCCCCGGCAAGCAGCUGGAUACUAAGAAGGGUGUGGAGGUGGACUCCUAUCCCGACAUCCCGCUGCGUCGCCCGGCGAGUCCCGAGGAGGCGGCGAGGUCUAUUCUCGGCGUUGCGAGCCCGUAUUUCUCGUACGUUAACGGCGAGACGAUCCGGGUUACUGGAGGGCGUAAUAUGUAAAAACUUCCUCAUUCGAGGAGCUACGGAUUAGG